Saccostrea echinata is the source of this 1856-nucleotide messenger RNA. RefSeq names its product major facilitator superfamily domain-containing protein 12-like. Gene Ontology annotation, biological process: carbohydrate transport. The transcript is spliced from 11 exons. Bases 252 to 1724 code for a protein of 490 amino acids. The record is from RefSeq and is a predicted model, not a curated record. Gene Ontology annotation, cellular component: membrane. NCBI's taxonomy places the organism in Eukaryota, Metazoa, Mollusca, Bivalvia, Ostreida, Ostreidae. Gene Ontology annotation, molecular function: symporter activity.
UUGAUCAAUUACAGCUGUUAACGUGAUUGUCAUCUGAACGCACCAUGCCGUGAACUAUUUACAAUCGCAGCAGCAUUGACAGGUGAUCAAUUAAAAUGGAAUGGAAGUGUGAAUACAUCACAUAAGCAGUGACUUUUGCUGUUACCUUGGAUGAAGACAAAAAACUUCCUUACUUCACCAUAAUCUCUAAACUUUCUCAAAGUGUGUUCAAUUAAACAAAAGCAGAAUAUUGCUGUGAAAUCAUUGACAGAAUGGGUUUACCAUUAACCCAGAGACUAGGCUACAGUGUUGGGCAUGUUCUCAAUGACCUCACAGCCUCUGUAUGGUUCAGUUACCUGAUUGUUUACUUUCAUCAAGUGAUGAACUUUAAUAAUAAUUUAGCUGGAUACUUGAUGUUGAUUGGACAAGUGAGUGAUGCUUUAUUCACACCUUUUAUUGGCUAUGAAUCUGACAACACAAGAGGUUUUUGUCGUCUAGGAAAAAGAAAAUCUUGGCAUCUAGUUGGUACAAUCUGUGUGGCUUGCAGUUAUCCGUUUGUCUUUAAUGACUGUAUUACCUGUUCCAAUGCUCCGGACUGGUCAAAGUUUAUUUAUUUUGCACCUUUUGUGGUGAUCUUCCAGUUUGGCUGGGCUUCCACUCAGAUUUCACAUCUGUCACUCAUCCCUGAUCUCACACAGGAUGAAAAUGAAAGAGUAGAACUGAAUGGAAUUAGAUAUGCCUUUACCGUCCUGUCCAAUCUGGCCGUGUUUGGUAUCUUCUGGUUGUUAUUUAUAGUUCAUGGUGAUAAAAGUGACAGCACGGAAACACAGCUAACAUCCGUGGACUCUCUCAAAUUCAGAAAUCUCGUAUUUAUUAUUGUGGGGAUGGGCCUUGUCUUCAGUAUUGCCUUCCAUUUCAUUGUCCGUGAGCCAGUGCAGCAUGAGGAUUUAAGCGCAGCAGAGAAUGCUUAUGCUGAUGGAUAUUCCACCAGUAUAGAAAAAUCCACAGCUCUUCGCAGCAGAAUGACAUGGUCAUGUUGGUUAAAAACAAUGCAGUUUUAUCAGAUUGCAUUAGUGUACAUGUGCACCAGGCUGUUUGUAAAUGUAUCUCAGAUUUAUCUCCCUUUAUAUGUCACAGAAACUCUUCUAUUACCAAAGGAUACUGUAGCCAUCUGUCCUUUAGUUGUGUAUGUCUCGGGUUUCAUAGCAUCUGUUGCCAUGAGACCAAUCAACUCCAUUCUAGGAAGAAAGGCUACUUAUGCCGUAGGACUAUUCUUUGGUGUUGGAGCAUGUGUAUGGAUCUAUUUUCUGAGUGAGGACACAGCCAAACAGGUGUAUGGGGCUGUUGUCCUGCUUGGUUUGGGAGGGUCAACAAUGUUGGUGACCUCACUGGCCAUGACCUCUGAUCUUAUUGCCAACAAUGUUGAAUCUGGAGCAUUUGUUUAUGGUGCCAUGAGUUUUACUGACAAAUUAUCAAAUGGAGUUGCGGUUGUGCUGAUACAACAUCUGCAUCCUUGUGUAGCUUGUUGUCCUAGUUGUAAAGGAUACUAUCGCCUGGUGUUGACUUUUGUCCCUGGGGGUGUGGCAGCUUUAGCAUUGCUAGCACUGUUGACUCUUCUUCCAAGCAAAAUUGGAGUCAGGUCAAACAAUGCAAAACCCAUGAAAAGUCUGGUUGUUAAUGAAAAUGGCAGCAUCAUCAGUGACAGUGAGAGAGAGCCCCUCCUCCACAACAGAACUCAGUCCUAGCAUGCUGCAUGCUAUCAUAUUGUGUGCCUGGAAAAUGGUGCAUCAGAUUGCAUGAUUUAAUUACCAUUCUGCUUCCCCGGUUUUGGUUUAUAUAUUCUUGCUAAGUUGACUGCCUUGUAAUAUUCUUUGACU